Molecule: messenger RNA, 1776 nt
Organism: Ictalurus furcatus (blue catfish)
Lineage: Eukaryota; Metazoa; Chordata; Actinopteri; Siluriformes; Ictaluridae
Gene: nek3
Product: NIMA related kinase 3
Exons: 13
Coding region: 289-1698 (469 amino acids)
Biological process (GO): protein phosphorylation
Molecular function (GO): ATP binding; protein kinase activity
Source: RefSeq, a predicted model, not a curated record
CAUUAGUUUCACUAGGUUACAGGUUAAAUAGGCUUUCUUUAUCGUGUCUCGUGUUAUAAUCUCCCAGACAGCCCACUAAUCUAAUGUCAUUUUUUCUUUCUCGCUUCUCGUCGGUUGGGACAGAUAAUAAACAAAGAAUAACGCAAGCACUGAUUUCUGAUUGUUCUGGUCUUCGGUGCCUGCUUUAUGCAAAUAAAUCUAAUAUAAUGAGUCGGUUACCUUUGAAUAGUUUUUAUUUUUGGAAAUUGUAAAAAGCCUUUUUCUUUCUUUCUUUCUUUCUUUAUUGUAAUGGAUCAGUACACGGUUCUUAAAGUCAUCGGUGAAGGAUCUUUCGGGCGUGCGCUCUUGGUUCAACCCAAAAGGGACAAAGUAAAAUGGGUUAUGAAAGAAAUACGACUGCCAAAGGCAGAGGGCGGAAUGGAGAGCGCGCGCAGAGAGGCGGUGCUCCUGUCCAAAAUGAAGCAUCCAAACAUUGUGGCUUUCAGAGAGUCAUUUGAAGACGAUGGCCAUCUGUACAUUGUUAUGGAGUUCUGUAGCGAAGGUGAUCUUCUUCAAAGAAUGAAGCAGCAAAACGGCUCUCUGUUCCGUGACGAUGUGAUACUCAGGUGGUUUUCACAGAUGUGUCUGGGCACAAAGCACAUUCACGAAAAACGAGUGCUUCACCGAGAUUUAAAAUCGAAGAACAUAUUCCUGACGGACCACGGCACAAUCAAACUGGGAGAUUUUGGCUCGGCAUGUGCUCUUAACAGUGCUAAAGGUUAUGCCCAGACCUAUGUUGGAACUCCAUACUAUGUUUCUCCAGAGAUCUGGGACAACCAACCAUACAAUAACAAGAGUGAUAUCUGGUCUUUAGGCUGUGUGCUCUAUGAACUCUGCACUUUACGUCAUCCGUUUGAGGCCCGUAGCUGGAAGAGUCUGAUUUUGAAAGUGUGUCGUGGGACAUACACGCCUUUGCCCAGUCACCUUCCCUAUGAGCUUCACUACUUGAUUAAACACAUGUUUAAGACCAACCCGAGAGACAGGCCUUCCAUACACACCAUCCUCAGCUCCCACCGUGUGUCCAGACUGCUCCACAAACACAUAUCUGAAGAGGAACUGCCCAAGAAAGAAAGCAAGGAACUACCAGAGAAACGAGUAAACCAGUGGAAAAAAGAAGAAGGAGAGAAAGUGGCAAUGUUUCUGGGCCAGAAGAGCUUAUUAAACACAUCUACAGUUAAAGACACUAGUUUCAGAAAUCCGUCUGAGAAUCAGGGGGGCAACGUAGCUACCCGAAAGAGGUGGCCAAAAGAACCCUCCAAUACAGUGCUGCAGGUCCUUAGGAAUGCUGACAUCAUUUGCUCUGGUGACACGGCAACCACACAGGGGUCUGACUCCACAAAAGGGGAAGGAUUUCUAGAAAUGCAGAAACAGGAGAGAAGGCAAUGGGACAAGGAUCCACCUGAAAGACUUUUGAGCCUCCUGGAGAAAGCUCCUCUCAGCACAGCCUUCAAUACCUACACCAUCCACGUAAAUAGUGCUGAAGCUCUGUUUUGUCCAUUGGCUGUAGAGCAGAAUGAUGAUGUUCCAGACGGAGUGGAGGAAGUUCACAUUGACCAGAACAGACUGGAACCCCGUUCAGAUGAUGAAGACACGGAUUUCGAGGAGGAUUGUCAUUUUGACUGGCAAGACGAGCUGGAGAAAAUGUUAAAAGAACACUAGAAAUGUUUGAAAUUCUCCAAGGUGUAUAUGUGUAUUUGAAUAUAGAUGGUACCAUAAUUAAAAUUUGCAUAAAUGUGA